AUGCAGAGGAUGACAACGAAGAUGAUACGGUGUUUUUGGAGCCUGUUACGCGAAAAGGAAGCACUUAUGACGUCGAACCCUCUUCACAACUUUAUGAUACAAUACAAAAAUACAACACCUGAGCUAUUGGAUGCAAUAAGAAAAGUUAGAGAUGAGCUUCAAAUAGACUUGAACUUUAAAGGAAAUCAGACAACUAUUGAAUCAUAUUUCAAUAGAGUGUAA
This is a messenger RNA of Lathyrus sativus (Indian pea), 222 nucleotides long. Lineage: Eukaryota; Viridiplantae; Streptophyta; Magnoliopsida; Fabales; Fabaceae. The record is from the annotation of a GenBank genome assembly.